AUACCGAUAAUCCGCAUAGGAGAGUGGGAGAUUAAUACGUGGUAUGCUGCACCAUAUCCUGAAGAGUACAAUAUUCUCCGUAUAUUAUAUCUUUGCGAGUUUUGUCUCAAAUAUAUGAAGAGUGAGUUUACCUUGGCUCGUCACAAGUGCAAAUGCCCACUUACUCACCCUCCUGGAGAUGAGAUUUAUCGAGAUGGAGAUAUAUCAAUUUUUGAAGUGGAUGGUCGCAAAAACAAGAUAUACUGUCAAAACCUCUGCUUGCUAGCAAAGAUGUUUUUAGAUCACAAAACUCUUUAUUACGAUGUAGAACCCUUUUUAUUUUACGUCAUGACUAUACACGAUAAGCGUGGAUGCCAUUUUGUAGGAUAUUUUUCAAAGGAAAAGCGGUCAGCGUCUAAUUUUAAUGUGUCAUGUAUCCUUACUUUACCUAUUUACCAGCGCAAAGGAUAUGGAAACUAUUUGAUUGACUUUAGCUAUCUACUUUCUAAAAAGGAAGAAAGGUGUGGAUCUCCAGAAAAGCCGCUAUCUGAACUAGGUGCGCUUAGUUAUAGAUACUAUUGGAGAGUUGUGAUUAUACAAGCUAUCCUUUCUCGGACAGAAUCAGAAAUCUCAAUACAAGCUCUUAGUUUACAAACACGCAUGACGGUAGAUGACAUCAUUCAUACUCUUCAUCUAUUAGAUAUGAUUGUCAAGAAUGAUCACGGAGCCUAUGUAAUUAGGUGUAAUAUGCCUGCUCUGAGAGAAUAUGAUGAAAAGAUUAAAGCAAAAGGUUAUCCUACCGUUAAGCCGGAAAACCUGCGCUGGAGUCCAUUUUUAUUUAAACGACCGUUUUCCCUGCGAUAA
This is a messenger RNA of Batrachochytrium dendrobatidis JAM81, 843 nucleotides long. RefSeq lists its product as uncharacterized. Gene Ontology annotation, molecular function: transcription coregulator activity; histone acetyltransferase activity. Lineage: Eukaryota; Fungi; Chytridiomycota; Chytridiomycetes; Rhizophydiales. Gene Ontology annotation, cellular component: chromatin. The record is from RefSeq and is a predicted model, not a curated record. The annotation marks the transcript as partial. The transcript has 6 exons. Gene Ontology annotation, biological process: negative regulation of DNA-templated transcription; positive regulation of transcription by RNA polymerase II.